AUGCCACGACCAUCGUAUGCCUAUGACGUCGAGAAUUUCAGUCAUAUUGAGCGGGGAAGUGAGAGUGAGCAAAAUCGCUCCGUGUAUCAUUCUGGGGUAAGUGUCUUUGACCAAGUUCCCAAGAAUGGAAGUAUUGAAGAUGGACAAGGGUAUCGAACGAGACCUGAUCACUCUAUGAGUUUACGUCUUGCUCAUUCGUCGAAUGACGCUCAAAAUGGCUUCAACCAAAAUGCACACCAGCCCAUUCGUGGCGUAGCGUGCUCUGAUGAAGAGCACGGUUCGUGGCAUUGGACUCAUCCACCCACAUCUACUGGGUUCUCAGUUUCGAGUGAACGGUAUUCGUACAGUCGUCGCAAUGACCGGUCGCACCCUCCUUCUUUGACUUGGACACGAGGUCGACAAGCAUGUCUCUCCAUUGCCAAAGGCAAAAGACAAACACAGACUACUCAUUAUUACCGUGGUCGCGGUAUGGCACCUAUCAGUGACUCUCCCUCUUCGACCGACCGACGGUAUACAUCUUAUCCCUUCAAGUCUGCUCUUCCUACCCUAGAACACGAAGUUCCGGUUUCAGUGUCCAACGAAGACCCCCCAACGCCUCCAGAUUUGCGCUCCCCAAGAGGCGCCGUAUUUUCCGAAAAAGACUCUAGAUAUACCGGUAAGCGCGCUCUACUACCAAGGAUGGAAGUACAGGUGAAACGUACGAAAGGAUUCGACAAAUUUGAUUUGCUCGUAUCUGCAACACUCGAAAUCGGCCCACUACAAGAAAACCCGACGGGCUGCAGCUGCCCGAAGUCGAAGUGUGUCGCAUUGUACUGUGACUGCUUCAAGGCAGGACGACGAUGUAAUCCAAUUAACUGUAACUGUACAGCGUGCAAGAACACCAUAAACGAAAGCGGUCCCCAAGGUGCCCGUACGAAUGCGAUUCGAGCAAUUCUCGCCCGAAAUCCUAGGGCGUUUGUUACAGCAGGUGUCGCCAGUGCUGUACAAAAGCUGCCCGCUGGCCAAGUUGCUUGCAACUGUAUUCGGUCACGCUGCCUCAAACUUUAUUGCACCUGCUUUCAGGCCGGAAAAAUGUGCCAGCCAGGAAUUUGUACAUGCAUAGCCUGCGCGAAUUCAGUAGAAGAUCACCCAGAACGGAAGCAAGCGAUCAAGCAUACUUUGCAAAAGCGCCCAGAUGCCUUUCAAACCAAAGAUCGACCUGUAGGACUCGGGUGCGCGUGUAAAAACAACAAAUGCAUCCGCAAAUACUGCGAAUGCUUUCGAAACGGUCUCUCGUGUGCUGACAAGUGUUGUUGUCUCAAUUGCGAAAAUCGAAAGGUAGAAAGUAUGCAUACGCCAUCUAUUCCAACACGCAAUGAAAUGGUCUAG
This is a messenger RNA of Phaeodactylum tricornutum CCAP 1055/1, 1368 nucleotides long. RefSeq lists its product with no specific name. The transcript has a single exon. The record is from RefSeq and is a predicted model, not a curated record. Gene Ontology annotation, cellular component: nucleus. The coding region runs from base 1 to 1368 and encodes 455 amino acids. NCBI's taxonomy places the organism in Eukaryota, Bacillariophyta, Bacillariophyceae, Surirellales, Neidiaceae. Gene Ontology annotation, biological process: regulation of DNA-templated transcription.